Cokeromyces recurvatus is the source of this 1040-nucleotide messenger RNA. RefSeq lists its product as uncharacterized. Gene Ontology annotation, molecular function: acyltransferase activity, transferring groups other than amino-acyl groups. The transcript has 5 exons. NCBI's taxonomy places the organism in Eukaryota, Fungi, Mucoromycota, Mucoromycetes, Mucorales, Mucoraceae. The coding region runs from base 263 to 964 and encodes 233 amino acids. The record is from RefSeq and is a predicted model, not a curated record.
AUUUUGUAUAACCCCAUUUUACAACAAAGUUCUAGCUCUCCGAUUUUUACUUUCGAAGAGUAUUUUCUUAAUUUAAGUUUUAUUUUUUAUUUUUAUUUUUUCUCUUUUCUAAAGCCAUAUAUUCUAAUUUUGUUUCCUUCUUCUUCAUAAGCUGUUACUGUGCUUCAGUAGUAGUUGUAGUAUUUGUGAAAGAAAAAAAAAAAUCUUUUUUGACGCCGAUAAUAAUCAGUUUCAGUAUAAAAUAUAUAUAAAAAAUGAGCAUAUGUUCAUUGCCCUUUCCUUCCCCUCUCCCCCCUUUUUUCUUUUUUUUUGGGUUAAUCUACCUAGCAACAUGUCCAGCGCAUAUGGUAAAAUCCCUAAGCCUGAAAUAGCAGUUGAUCUAUGUACCAUUUUACCCAUUCAUAAAACACUCCGAGAUGGUACAGAAUGUGUUAUUCAACAAGUAGAUACUAAUAAUAAGUCGCUUGUUGAUUUCCUUCAUGCCCAGUUUAAUCAAGAAAUUGAAGCAGGCUCAACUUAUCCUCAAGAAAAUCCAUUAGACGAACAACAAUUCAAAGAUUACUUUUUAGGCUAUGACGCCUUUGUUAUGUCUAAAGAUGGUUUAAUUGAUCCCAAAGUAACUACUUAUAAUUGGGACGAUAAAAUUGUUGGUAUGUUCUAUAUCAAGCCUAAUUAUCCUGGUAGAAGUUCUCAUAUUUGUAACGGUGGAUUUGUUGUUAUGAAGAAUUAUCGAGGAAAAGGUGCUGGCGUUGUUAUGGGUGAAGCCUUUAAAGUAUUGGUUCCUGCUCUUGGUUACAAAGCUUCUGUCUUUAAUUUAGUUUUCGCAAAUAAUAUUGCUUCCAUUGCUAUCUGGAGAAAACUAGGUUUUCAAGAAAUUGGCCGUGUUCCAAAAGCGGGUCGAUUAAGAAAUAAUCCAAAUGAAUUAGUAGAUGCAAUUAUAUUUUAUUAUGAUUUUACAAAAUAAAAAAAAAAACAAUCAAAAGUUCAUUAGAAAAGAAAAAACACUAUUUUCUUCUUUUUUUUUUUUGUUUUCGUUUAUU